Messenger RNA from Tetrahymena thermophila SB210, 489 nucleotides. RefSeq names its product transmembrane protein, putative. The transcript has 2 exons. Lineage: Eukaryota; Ciliophora; Oligohymenophorea; Hymenostomatida; Tetrahymenidae. The record is from RefSeq and is a predicted model, not a curated record.
AUGAUUGGUGUUUUUAUCUCUUUUUACAGGCAAAGCUUUUUAAAGCAAAAAAAAGCAAAAAAUCAAUCAAUCAAAAUUUUCAAUCUUAGUAAUAAUAAUAAUAAUAAAAAGAAAAAAACAAUUUAUAAUGAAGUAAGAAAUAACAAAAAGCUUUUGUAAACAAACUCAAACACCAAGCAAUUAAAAGUGAUUACAUAAAUGACUGAUCAUAAGAAAUUCGGAAUUUAUUUUGAGUUAUUUUUUAAUUAUUUUGCUGUUUACUAAAACAUUUUUCUAACCUUCUUCUUUUAAAAAUAUUUAGAUAACAUUGAAAUCCAAUAGUAGCUUAAAAACAAGUUGGAAAACCUUUUCAUAAGAGAAAAUUUAGAAAAUGAUGUCUACUUUAUUACCAGAAUAAAUGACAAGAUGAAAAUACCAUUGCAAAUUGUUUAUCAAUAAAGGAAAUCUAUAAAAUUUGUCCUAAUGGACGUUAUGUUUUGUAAGCUUUGA